Struthio camelus australis is the source of this 2009-nucleotide messenger RNA. The record is from RefSeq and is a predicted model, not a curated record. Lineage: Eukaryota; Metazoa; Chordata; Aves; Struthioniformes; Struthionidae.
CACGGUCUGCACCCGAGCCCCCUUCCCACGUACCGCAGCUUUCCUCGGGGGCAGCCCUGGCUCGGUGACUGGCGUGAAGGGCGUUCUGCUUGGCAGUGAAUCAGAGUUUGGCUGCAUCAUGGCAACUGCCAUCACUGAAAAGCUUAGCCGCCUUUUCAUUAACGUGCGGCAGGUCCCUCAGCUGCUGGCCCCGCUGUCUCCCUCCACCGUGAGCAGUUCAGAGGUGCCGAAGGUCUUCUGGAAGCCCUACAUCCACACUGGCUACAAGCCCACCAUGCCAACGCUCUUUCAGCAGCACAAUGAGGCCAUCAACGUCUGGACCCAUCUGGUGGCGACGUUGAUUCUGCUGCUGCGGUUCCAGCAGCUUUCGCAGCGGGUGGAUUUUGGGCAGGACCCUCAUGCCCAGCCCCUCCUCAUCAUCAUUGUGGCGUCCAUCACGUACCUGACGUUCAGCACCCUCGCUCAUCUUCUGCAGGCCAAAUCGGAGUUCUGGCACUACAGCUUCUUCUUCAUGGACUACGUGGGAGUAGCCAUUUAUCAGUAUGGCAGCGCCCUAGUGCAUUACUAUUAUGCCAUUGAGCCAAGCUGGCACGAAAAGAUCCAGGGGUUUUACAUGCCGGUGGCUGUCCUGUUAGCGUGGCUGUCCUGUGCGGGCUCCUGUUACGCUAAGUAUCAGUACCACCAGUCCACUCACUUCCUGAGCAGGCUCUGUCAGGAAAUGCCCUCUGGUCUGGCUUACAUGCUCGACAUUAGCCCUGUGAUUCACCGAAUCUAUACUGCCCAGGCCUCUGAGCACGCUGACCCAGCCCUAUUGUAUCACAAAUGCCAGGUGCUGUUUUUCCUCAUUGGUGCCUUUUUCUUCUCGCACCCUUACCCAGAGAAGUGGUUCCCUGGGAAAUGUCACUUUUUUGGGCAAGGCCAUCAGAUUUUUCAUGUGUUCCUGGUCCUCUGCACUCUGGCACAGAUUGAGGCAGUGGUGUUGGAUUACGAGUCCAGGCGGCAGAUCUAUUCUAAACUUCAGGGUGACUUAGCUCAUAACUUUUCUGCCCUGUGCCUUUUCACUGUAACCUGCUCUGUUCUCACAGCCACUUACAUGGCCAGGAAGGUGAAGAGCAAGCUGAGUUUCAAAGAAGAGUAAGAGCCCUGAAGGAGAGAAGCAUGGGAGCUCGCCUGUGGGCCUGAAUGCUUGGUCUAGAGGCAGCCGUGGCGAUGCCAUCAGAUGAAUCUGGCCACAAACUUCAAGAAGAGCUGUGAAAUGCUUUGCCAACUGCUGCUAGUCAGUGCUGUCUGCAGGGGUGAAGAUGUGAACUGUUGUUUAUGCUUUUUAAAAUUCAGAACUAGUUCCAACUUGUUCUUAAAAUGGUACACUGAUUUAAUUCAAAUGUCGGAAUAAACAGUUGGAACAAAAUGUUCUUUAUUAGUAAAGCAACUCUAUGCCUUAACAGCCGUGGGCUGGGGAAGUUUCUUGGAUGCUACCUGGUCUCAUAGCAAAAGGUAAGGAGAUGUGAUCUGGUAUUAGACGCAGUUAGCUGUGGCAGAGUCUAAGCCAUUAAAACAAACGUACCGCGUUGGGCCUGUAUGAAUCAUAAACAAACAAGGGUUUCAAACUUGCAUAAGAUCAGUUCAGGCUCAUUAAUACGGCUGAGGAAAUUUUAUAGUUAUCCAUACAGUGACAUGGCCCAGAGUGUGGGUAGGUAUGAGAAAGACAUAGUUAAUGUCCUUGCAACUGAAGUAAGUAAGAGCAGGGUGCUGAGCUCAGAGAAAGGAUGGUAGGAGAAACAGGGCCAAGGAAUGACUUGAUGGAGAGUGUGCCCCAGGGAAAUAAGAAGGACCACUGCAGGUCUCUGCAACCUCUGCCUUGGAAGAGUGCCUAUGAGCAGGCCCUGGUGUGCUGGCUACAAUGACAUGCAACCCCCAAAUCAAGGGCGGGCGAAGGUGGAGCGAGGACCUGCUGGGGCCCCCGGCUGCACCACACCUUCCACAGCUGCUGCUCAUGAGGACAAGUCUCU